AUGUUGCCGGGGAUGGAGCUGAGGAAGGCGACGGGGGGCAGGAGUUCCUUCGACGGGCGUGUCAUGUUCCGUCUGUGCCAGAACCUGUGCUCUCAGCUCAACAGGUCGCAGAUCAUGACAGUGGACGCCGACUACACGAAGCUUGUAGCUUGGUCCAAGGUCGACGGAACGUAUGCUCUGGCGGGUGUUUACGAUAAACCAUCAAGUUCCGGAGAUUUGAGAGGCCUGAUGCUGCACCUCGGGCUUCCAAUUGUCUACGUAGGUCAUCCACGUUUUGUGGGCGCUUUUCUCACGUCGUAGCGCAUUCUUGUGACAACGAGGGAUUUAGUUGCAGUCCUCACGAAAUAAGCAUCGGCUUCUUUGCUGGUCUAGCUGACGAGAUAUUCUCCCAGGAAGAACGACCUAAAAUAUAUGCUGGAAUGUAGCUGCCGGUUUGAUCUUUCUCAGGCACAAAAGUGACUUUCAUAGUGUAUCACGUACUGCAUAUCACCCUUUGUGCGCCAAAGCAGCUAUAACCCGAGACCAGCGGUGCAGCUCGUACGAGCAAGGGGCACCCCGACACUCGUUGGAAAUCGUGCCAGUUGUUUCGGGCCGAACGGGAAGCGCCGAUUCGCUUAUGUUUCACUCAUCUUCAGUUUUUACGCCAUUGCACGGAAGCGCACGAACUUCAUUGACAUUGACCCGUGCCACCUUGUCGCCACCCCAUUGAAUCCAGACCAUCAGCACCGACGAGAACGCUGGAACUGACGAAGUCUUCAUCUACGAAUUCGACAGCGGGAACGCUUCUCUGUCCGUGAAUGGCUCUGUUCAACUCAUAAGCGGGUUGGCAAAUCAAGCUGACGUCCUCGUGGAUUCGGCAGUCAGCGCCUCUGGGAUUGCAGGCAAGACAUGCUUGACGUCACGAACAACCAUGGACCCAUCGUGGGAAACAAAGGCGGAGUGCGGAGGUUUUUCCUCGAUGGCGUCGGGGAUUUCGGGUGCGUCGAAUCAACGUAGUCUUGGCGUCAGGUGGUCCAUUGUUUAUGAGUGCCACGACGCGAUGGGAGGCGUACAUGCUGCAUGAAACGCUUGAAAGGCCUAUUAAUCGAACCGACAACGCCCGCUCUGAAGAAGCCCAAGUCCUCCACCGAGGGUUUCGUCGCUUUUUGUCAUUGACAUUAUGCCUACCAGAGCACAGUACAAUGUUGGCGUCGUGUCGCCCAGGAGUAGCUUUGGUUUACUUCGUCAGGGUGCUUGUGCAGCAGCGUACCCACGUAACUCUCGCCUGAUCCUCCUUUGGUUCGUUCGCUUUUCAAACGCGGCGUGGAACCGCAGGGUGGCUAUGCACUACAAAUUUCUAGGUAGAAAUUACGCGAUCGACGGAUCAGCAUUGGCAUUCAGCCCCGAUGGGUCAAUUGUCUAUAUUGCAUCGGAUGACCAAGAAGUCUACGCGUACGUUAGCGCCGGCGACAAUGACAUCUCUUUCAUGUGGUCCACGGCCGCAGCGGACAAUGACCUGUGCGACAUCGUGGUUUCUCCAAGCGGGCUUUCGGUGAGGCAUGACCGAUAGACUUGCCAUUACAACAGUACACGCUAACGUGAGCGACGUUUGCUAAACAACAACCACUGAAUCUCGGUUUGGCUACCAUCCUUUACCUCUGCCAUAGUUGAGGGCAACGACACCCUGAUACUUUGGUCGAUGACGAUCACCGUCGUACCCAUUCGGAAUGUGUGGCACAUGCGCCCUGGAGCGUUGUUUGGUCUGCCUGUCAUCUCCUGAACUACGCUCCACAGCUGCAAUUCUUGCUGGGGAGAUCCAACCCUUCACGAACAAGGCACACAGUCUCGGACAACGGCAUUAUUUACGCACGCCUUACGAUUGAAACAGAUGCGUACUCCAUUGCUCGUGACCCUGUACUUACGGCGUUCCCCUUUCACAUUUGACGCAAUUUCGGGGAUAUCGUUGGAACAGAUGUUCUCCAAUUGACAGAAAUGGGUUUCUUCCUUCCCACGAACUCAUUUGUGUGUUUCUUCUCUCUCCGCACAUUUCGUACAAUAUACCCCCACGAGCUGAAUCCUGGGAGGGAAUAUCCCCUACUAUGCACGACCCCCAGGUGUAUGUUCUAGGCUGCGCCAACUCUGUGGUUAUUCAUCUCCAGCUUGACGAAACGACCGGCGAGGUUCUAUCAACAGGAAGCUACGCUGCCAACUCCAGCGUCGCAGGCAGCACAUCGGGGAGUGUAUUCGCUAUUCAGGCAAUCGAGUUGGCUGUCA
Ectocarpus siliculosus is the source of this 2253-nucleotide messenger RNA. NCBI's taxonomy places the organism in Eukaryota, Phaeophyceae, Ectocarpales, Ectocarpaceae. The record is from the annotation of a GenBank genome assembly.